AUGGUGUCCCAGCCAAUCGGAUCGCAGUCGGGCCACAUUUCGCGGGAGGAGCGCGAGCAGGCGAUAGGCGCGGUGAUGCGCCACGUGCUAUUCAAGCACAGCAGCCACCCGGGUGUGCCUAUAUCGAGGGAGGAGCUCAAUAAAGUCAUCUCCGCGCAGCUGGCCGGGAGGCGCGUGACGGGGCUGCCGGGUGUGAUUAUAAAGGAGGCUCAGGCGCGGUUCCCGGCGGCGCUGGGAUUCGAUAUGAGGGAGCUUGAAAGAGGGACACGGGGAAGAGGGGCAGGCGGAGGGGGAGGGGGACAUGACGGGGAUGAGGCAGGGGGAAGGGGAGGAGAGGACGGGGGGGACGGGGGGGACGGGGGAGGAGGUAGGGGAGGAGGGGGAGGGGGAGGGGCGAAGGAGUAUGUGUUACAGAGCCGGUUACCAGCGGCGGUGCUGUCGCGAUUCGUGGACACCCCAGAGCAGGCAGCAGGCAGUGCGUUCACCACUGUGGUGUGUGCGUUGAUCAAAGGCGCUGGAGGGAGCAUCCCCGCAGAGAAGCUGUGGGCGCUGCUGGGAGCAAUGGGGGUGCGGCGGUGGGAGGAGAGGCACCCCCAGUUUGGGAACGUGGAGGAGAGCCUAAAGCGCAUGGAGAAACAGAGAUAUGUGAUUCUGGUGAAAGGGGCACGCGGGGCGGGUGGGGAGGAGGAGUGGGCGUAUGAGCUGGGAGAGCAUGCCCGGCAGGGCAUCGGGGUUUCUCGUUACUACUCACCGAUUCAGGAAGGUGACGUGAACGCGCCAUGGCGAUCACCGGUGACGGUGGCAAGUGUGGCACGGUGCAACCGAUCUUCAGACCCAAGCCUUCAAGCGGCAUGCCGCGACGAACAAGCACCAGUUGGCCAUCAAUCACCAGAAGCAGAUGCUAGCUCAGGCUGGGAUGCGCGGCUGUCGGACCUCAUGUGCAUGGCAUUGCUGCCGUACGAGCCCGACUGGGCGGAGGUGGUGAAGAUCUGGAGGGCGUACAAGAAGCGCAAGCCCAUCACAACAGUGGCAGCACCAAAGAAGCAACCUAGUGCUAAGGGGAAAGAGAAGGUGGACGAGGAUGCUGCUGGUGGUGCUGGCUCUGGGUGGGGGACAGAGACCCCCGUGCACAGGCACGGUUCUAUGAGCGAUGGUGGUGGUAGUGACGAAGAUGAAGACAUGUGUGUGAUGUGA
This is a messenger RNA of Closterium sp. Naga37s-1, 1194 nucleotides long. NCBI's taxonomy places the organism in Eukaryota, Viridiplantae, Streptophyta, Zygnematophyceae, Desmidiales, Closteriaceae. The record is from the annotation of a GenBank genome assembly.